Messenger RNA from Micropterus dolomieu (smallmouth bass), 1370 nucleotides. RefSeq names its product renalase-like. Gene Ontology annotation, molecular function: oxidoreductase activity, acting on NAD(P)H. Gene Ontology annotation, cellular component: extracellular region. The transcript has 3 exons. The record is from RefSeq and is a predicted model, not a curated record. Lineage: Eukaryota; Metazoa; Chordata; Actinopteri; Centrarchiformes; Centrarchidae. The annotation marks the transcript as partial.
GUUUAACUCUGUCUGUCUGUCUCUCAGUGCUUUCUGUCCAGCAGAAGCAGCAGUUAGACGGAGUCGUGUACUCGUCUCGUUUUGCCGUCGCUCUCUUCUUCCCUCCUGACGUGGUCUUCAGUUUUCCCUGGGCGGCUCGAUACGUCACUGACAACCCCUGCAUCCGCUACAUCGCUGAAGACUCCCGCAAACGCAACGCAGACGAUCGCGGUCGCGGCCCGUCCCUCGUCGUCCACACCAGCGUCUCGUUCGGCCUUGAGCACCUGGAGAAAGACAAGGAGGACAUCCAGCCAAUCAUCUUACAGGAGCUCCACAAGCUGCUUCCUGGUCUGCCUCAGCCAAUCAGCAUCAAGUGUCAGAAGUGGAGGUACUCCCAGGUGCUGACCUCUGUGCCGGACUGUCCGGGUCAGAUGACCGUCCUUGAGCGCCCGCUGCUCAUCUGCGGUGGAGACAGCUUCAGCCACUCCAACUUUGACGGCUGCGUGGAGUCUGCACUGAGCAUGCUCAGUAUGCUGAAGGCCUUCCUGUGACGCCGCCGACUUCGACAGGAAGUGACUGUGGACCUGACCUUUACACCGAUCAAUAAUUAAUACAAGUUAACAGUUUAUGAAGCGAUCGAUUACAAAGAAGUGUUUCAGACUUUUUAAAUGACACAUUUCUGACGUUUUCAAGUUUAGGACGGACGUGAUGCGUCUUUAAACUGGACACUAGAGGGUUAACUUGAACCUGGUUCAACCGAGGCCUUCCUGAAAUCUACCUGAUUUACCUGAGAGCCUAAGCCCCUCCCCUCCCUUUCCUUGAACUGAGUCCUGAAUUUCACGUUUGUCAGUUUAAAAUUAAUUUCACAGUAAAGUCAAAUUUAGUUUUGUGUGAAAACCGCUCAGUGAACUACAUCUCUCGUCUCGCGCAAUAUAUGUCCACCAUGUUAGUGCUGUAAUGCUAAGCUAAUGUUAAUUUUAUGCUUGCUACUAGCUCGUAGCUAACUUUCUAAAGCUAACGUCACUGAAGCUAACUUCCUAGACGUUAGCUUUAGAACAUUAGCUUCAGUGACAUUAGCAAAAGGAAGCUAGCUUCAGUGACAUUAGCUAUAGGAAGCUAGCUUCAGUGAUUUUAGCUAUAGAAAGCUAGCUUCAGUGACAUUAUCUGACCUAUAGCUAAGAUAACGUCACUGAAGCUAACAGGUGACGUCAGCUUCAGUGACGCUAGCUUCAGUGACGUUAGCUAUAGUUCAGAUAACGUCACUGAAGCUAACAGGUGACGUCAGCUUCAGUGACGCUAGCUUCAGUGACAUUAGCUAUAGUUCAGAUAACGUCACUGAAGCUAAACAGGUGACGUUAGCUUCAGUGACGUCAGCUCAGUGACGUAGCUUC